Messenger RNA from Plasmodium yoelii, 837 nucleotides. RefSeq lists its product as uncharacterized. The record is from RefSeq and is a predicted model, not a curated record. NCBI's taxonomy places the organism in Eukaryota, Apicomplexa, Aconoidasida, Haemosporida, Plasmodiidae. The transcript has 3 exons. The coding region runs from base 1 to 837 and encodes 278 amino acids.
AUGAAUAAACAAGUGUGUAAAAGGUUCGAGAUUGUAUGGAGUGAUUUUAUCGAUAAUUUGGACAGUAGUGAAAAUUUUCAAUUUAAAAGCGAUGAAUGCCAAAAAAAAUAUUGUUCUAAUAAUAAUUGUGAUAAUAAUUUCGGAAAAAUUAAUGCUGUAUGUUUAUAUUUUUUUGAUGCAUUCUUUAAGGAUUCUUCUUUGUUUGAACAUGUUGCAAAAAGUAACAUCAAUAUUGUUGAAUACAUUAUGAUAUGGUUAAGUUAUAUGUUAAACUUAAUCAAAAAAGGAGAAAAUGACAGUCUAAACUAUUUUUAUGAAAUAUAUAUAAAGGGUGGUCAGAAUUAUAAUAAGGUUAUAAAUGGUGUUGAAUCGUAUUAUAAAAAUUAUAAGGAUCUUAUAGAUAGAAAAAAGUAUUUUUUAAGUAUGAAUAAGAGCAUUAUAUUUAAAUUUUAUGAAGCAUUUAAAUCAUUAUGUAGCUUGUAUAAUGAACUUGAUGAUGACAAUCAAAAUUGCAAGAAAUAUUUGGAUGAUAAUAAUGAUUUUUUUAAAAAAUACGAAGAACUUAAGAAAGAUUCUAGUAUUACUAUAGAUAAUUCCUAUAAGAAAUUAUUGUCUACUUUAUUAAAUGAUUAUAAUAAUUUAAAAAAUAAAUGCAACGGUACUUCAUCCGUUUCAUCGAUAGCAAGCAAAUUAUUCAUAGUUUUAUCGAUAUUUGGUGCAAUAGCAAUUUUUUUAGGAGUUUCUUAUAAGUAUUCGUUAUUUGGAUUUCGGAAACGAUUUCAAAAACAAAAAUUAAGAGACAAGCUAAAAAAUAUAAAGAAGAGAAUGAAUCAAUAA